AUGAACACGCCGCCGAGUUCAACACCGCCGCCGCCAGGUCCUGGAAAUCGCCCAGCUUCUUCAGGAGGAAAUGGAUCUCAAGGAUCUCAGGCAGCACAAGGAGCUCAAGCAGCAGAAGGCACUGGUCCCCAUGCUUUCCAGUUCGGAUCGUUUGAUGAGCAGCAGCAACAACAACUCUUUGCUGGAGCUAGAAAUGAUGUCAUAACCUUCGGUAAUCCCUACUACCUGAAUCCCAAUGAAGCACUGAAUCAAUCCAUAGGGUCAGAGGUCUUCGAUGGUAGUAAUUACACCAUGUGGAGUCGUUCAAUGAUUAUGGGUCUAAAGAUGAAACAUAAACUGGGUUUCAUAGAUGGUUCCAUUCCUAUGCCUCCUAGAACAAGUUCAAAUUUCAUACUGUGGGAUGGUUGCAACACUGCUGUACUGUCUUGGAUUCUUAACUCCUUGAACAAAGAUCUAAGGAGAUCUGUAAUGAGUCAUGUGAAUGCUAGGGUUUUAUGGGAGGAAUUGAAGAGAAGGUAUGCAAAACCAAAUGCAAUUAGGAUUAUUAACCUGGAGGAUGAUAUUCACAAAUGCAAGCAGGGAGCUCAGACCAUAAAUCAAUAUUACACUGAGAUUAAAGGAUUAUGGGAAGAGUACUCACAGUUCAGUCCCAUAGUGCCUUGCAAUUGUGCUCCAGGAAACCCAAAUCCAUGUGAUGCAGUGGUUGCUUACACUGAGAGGCAGGAAGCAGACUAUUUGAUCCGAUUUCUGAGGGGUUUAAACCCUGAUUUUGAGAUAAUCAAAACACAGCUGCUCUCACAAAAACCUUUGCCUACUGUCUCAGAAGCUGUUGAUGACCUAUUACUGUAUGAGCAGAAGCUGAAAGGUGAGAAAGGGAACACUGGAAAGAAAGCACAGAGUGUUGCUCUAGCAGCAGGAGGACCAACUCAGGAAUCAGGACAGAGAGGUCAAGGAAGAAAAUACUGCAUCUAUUGUAAGAGGCCUGGACAUGUUGUUGAUGAGUGUUGGAGAGCUAAGAGGAAGAAGGAAGCUGAUUCAAACAGUAGUUCUGGAGGGUCUCAAACAGGUGCACAAAGGUUUGCAGGGUCAGUUUCUCAGGCAAGUUCAGGGGAUUCUUCCACUGAGGUAGGCUAUAACAGUGAUACACCAGAUGGCAGUCCUGUUAGCCAGGCAAAAACAGUUGCUGCUUUUACUCCUGAGGAAAUGAACAGGUUAAGGUUAAUGAUGCAAGCUGGUGCUAAUCUAAGUCCCUCUCCUCCUCUUUCACCCUCCAUCACACACAAUGCCUACUCUGUGUCUCAAUAUCUGCCUCCUUUCCCAAACCACUCAGGACCUGCUAAGCAUGAGGAUGAUUGGUUUAGCAAAAGAGAAUAG
Messenger RNA from Linum trigynum, 1374 nucleotides. The record is from the annotation of a GenBank genome assembly. Lineage: Eukaryota; Viridiplantae; Streptophyta; Magnoliopsida; Malpighiales; Linaceae.